Messenger RNA from Rotaria sp. Silwood2, 336 nucleotides. Lineage: Eukaryota; Metazoa; Rotifera; Eurotatoria; Philodinida; Philodinidae. The record is from the annotation of a GenBank genome assembly.
UUAAAUAUAAUAUGAAAAAGUUCUGUCAGAGUCUGUGAUAUUUGUUUGGUAAUAUGUGUGAUGGUAUGUAGGAGAGAAGAGGAGUAUAAAUAUUCUAGAUAAUGUACUCUUAGGCGUCUUCUAUAUGGUAUUUGAUAGAAUAUAUUCAUGUUAAUAUUGUUAUUUAUUUUUAGGCUUAAAUGUAAUGAACGAGUAUUACAUAAUGAAGAAAUUCGAGUGUUACGUAAACAAGUUAAGAUAAACGAUGAUUAUCGAAAAGAAAUAGCUCGACAGCAAGCAGAAAUUCAUAAACUUCGUGAACAGUUAGCAAAUGAGAAAAAAACAAAUUUGAUUUAA